CAGGGGCAUCAGAGUGACUUGGGGUCGAUGAAGCCAGCGACGAUGGUUUAUGGAAGCAUGGAAUCGAUGAUGGCAGCGUCGGCGCGACCUCCUUCGAAGGCGCGCCCCAGCUCCACAACUAACCUGUCAAUGUCUCCCAUCACGGAACAGAUCUCGCAUCAGCCGAUGCGCAAUUCCGCGCCGUCCCUCGCCGCCGCUAUCGAGUCUCUUCAAGAUGGUGUGCUUUCUCCCGGGAGUGGGUCACAUGCUCCAUCGUCGGAAGGGGGCGGGCCUCGAGGAGAUCUCUCCGAAGUAUCAAUCGAUUUUGGAGAGAGCACUUUGCUGCAUGGAACGGCAGAAUUGACCCAUCUCGGUCUCGCGGGCUUUCUCAACAUGCGCGAGCACGGUCCAGGAUUCCACCGCAUGAGGCGGUACUACUGCCGCCUCGUCGGGGUCCUUUUCUACCGCUUCUACACCAAAGAAUCAGCGCGCGAUCUGGCAAACGCACAUAUGGAGAAAGAGAUAGUAAAGGUCGAGAAUUGGGACGGGAAAGGCGCCCUCCAUCGGUACCCCCAGCCGUUCAAGCUCGUCACGCCACAAGGAACGUACAAUGUGAACGCAGACAGCGAGGAAGAAAAAGCGCUGUGGAUCCAGUAUGCAAACGAGUCCAUCGACGCUGCCGCGAUGCAGAUGCGCGAUUGCUCUUUGCUCCCCAAGUCGUCCGUACUCAUGUCGGCAUCCCCGGGCGGUCUCACCCUCGCUCGACCAAAUAAGGAGAAGGAAAAACCGCCCAAGUUCAAGGGGGUGCCAAACUGCAUGCAUCCGACGUGCAAAGUUCGUUUCGAUAACACGAAGCGCCAGCACCAUUGCCGGAACUGCGGCGACUCUGUUUGCUCGGACCACAGCUACCAUUUCGCCCCGCUGCCGCAUCUUCCCACCAUGACGGGGCCACAACGACAAUGCACCCGCUGCUUUCGCGUCCACCGAUUCAUGCAGCAUAUGCGGACGAUGCUUCAGGCGUUUGUGAAACACCGCCAUGGCCGCAAACAACUCUCGACACCCCAACCAGCCAUGCUCAGCAACAAAAAGAAGUUGCCGACGGUGGCGGCAGCCAUUCAAACGGAGGACCAUAUCGAAGACGUGAAUCGCAUGCGGACGGCGGUGAACGAGCCGGAUUUUGGUGUUUCCGACGCCAUCCAAGCACUUCAUUUGCACCGCAAAGACAGUGACGAUGUGUACUUUGUGAUCGUGACCAAGUUGCUCAAACUGGGUGUCCAGCACCUCCCGGACUUCGACUUUUUCCUGCCGCAGCUCUUCCAUCUGUGGAUCACGAUGGAGUAUGAAACGCAGCUAGUCAAGUGGAUGCUCCUCUUCCGCGUUCUCAUGACAGCCGCCACGUACCACCUCCGCCUUGCGACAUCGAUCCACUGGCUGCUACGGGCCACCAUCGACGAUAGUUGCGGAUGGGGGUUUGGUCAGCGCGAGUUGGGAGUCCCCGAUUACCUCAAGUAUCGAUUCGCUCCAUGCAAAGUUGCCAUGUACAACUUGCACAUGCUGAUACAAAAUCGAACAACGAUGACGUUUGCCCCAGACGCAGACCUGCGUACGAUGCCGCUCCAGACAGAGCUCCUUCAAAUCUACAUCGAUCGCAUCUUGGCCUUGCAAGAGUACGACACAGGCUUGAAUCUCCCGACGCCAGAUAUGGCGCUGCCGUCACCUCUGAGCUCAACGCGAGGAGGGCCUCUUCCUCUUGGCCCGUUCUUCAACGCAUUUGGUGCGUGCACGUUUCCUGCGCACUGGCAGGAGGUUCCAUACCGUCCUCGCCUUGGGCCUCGCGAUGUCGCCAUCGAACAAAAGGUGUUUACGUCCCAAGUCGAGUUCAUUGACAAAUUGGGAGACUUGGCCGAGAGCUUGCGCCAUUGUCCUCGACCCGAGCGCAAAAAGACGCUGCCCGUUGAACUGGAAAAGAUUGCGUUGCCCCCCGCGGCGUACUACCCUCUCACGCCCGUGGACGAACCGCUGCAUCGUUUUGUCCACGUGUGCAUCAAAGAAGGCACCGUGUUUACAACGAAAGCGCGAGCCCCAACUUUGAUCUGGUUCGAAGUGGAAUCGGUUGAAGUCGCGCCUGAAACGCUCUGGCUAAGCCAAAGCACGUCGUCGGUUGUUGUUUCUCCUUUUACCGAGGAAUCGGGGCCGCAUCGGCAGUCGAUGGACCAUGACGCCAUUGACAACGUAUUGCGCGACGAAUGCCUCCUUACCUCAUUGCGUCACAUCAAUAACUCGGAAGACGACGAUGGCGAAGAUGACGUGUUGCAGGUCGCGAUUAAGCUGCCGCUUUCAAACGGGUCGACGCACAAGCUGCGUCGGUCUGGUAGUCUCGUGAGCCACAAUCCGAACCAAGCGUACUCGGACGAACUGAUCCAAGCGGCGGAAGUCGACGUGCGGCCUCCCAUCGACUUGAUCACUGCGCACCACCAUCUUGGCGGACCUGGAACCGGCGGCAUGGGUGGUCCACCCAUGAUCGGGUCGAAUCUGUUUCCCCGAUCGAAGGGCAGCAUCAAAUUGGAGUUGCUCCCGACAGACGUCGAGAAACUUUCCCCCGAGCAACUCGAAACCAUCGCAGACAAGUUGCUCAAGCACUUGAUCGCGCACCCACCACCACGACGCGCGUUGGACCAGCAUGCUCACACACCGCCUCGCCGGGCGUCGAUACCGGGAGCGGCGACCACGUCGACGGCGGUCGAAAGCAAACACCCUGCGCUUGGACGGUUGACGGUCGAAGCAAUCAAGGAAAGCAUGGAAAAGAUGAAAAAGAACUUCCUCCACGACGACGACGGCGACGAGUGGAAUACCAAACACGCUUUCACGGGCAGCGACGGCAUUGCCACGCUGCUCGAGAUGCAAGUCGCGCACAACGAGCAGCACGCAACGUGGCUCGGGUCCGAACUACUCCAGAACGGAUUGAUCCAAGCGCUACCACACCAGUCGAGCGGACUCAACAUUGGCACUCGCGACGACAGCGACGUUGUGUUCCAAAACGACUCGACGCUCUUCUACGUGACGCUCAAGCCGGACCACGAAUAUACCUUGCAUAUCAACGCUGUCAACGACGGCCGAAGUACAAUCAUCAACUCUCGCAACUCGAACCGACCGUCGCGGCAUGCGUCGCACAUGACCAACUCACGCGACGAUACUGGGACCGACAGCACUGAUGCGAUCAUGCUGCAGCAACCCCCGAUGGGGCACAUGGAUCGUAUGGAGCCGGACAAGGUUAUGAUUUACAUGCAAACGUUGCAACACAGCAUGGAGGAUUACAUGGCUCCGGUGGAAGAACGCGAAAAGGCGCUGGCGACGUGGCAACUCCUUCAGGACCAGCUAGAAGUCAUUUGCGAUUACGUGCGCGAAAAACAAGUGCAGCGCCAGAACCAGGUGAAGAAUAUGUUUGGCGAAGGCGCCGAAGACAAGCGGAAGCGGAUGCUCUCGAGCAGCACCCACGCGUCCAUGUACAAGUCCAACUGGAACAUCAAAGCGAUGAUUAUCAAGAGCAACGACGACUUGCGCCAGGAAGUGCUGUGUCUGCAACUGAUCCGUCAGUUCAGAGACAUCUUCAAGAGCGCCGACCUGGACCUGUGGUUAUACCCGUACAGCAUCAUCGCGACGUCCGCCUCCACGGGCAUCAUCGAAGUCAUUUUGAACGCAACGUCGCUGUCGAGCUUGAAGGGGUCACCUGGCUACACCAACUUGAACCAGCACUUCAUCACGGUUUACGGGGGCCUCGAAUCCCCUGCGUACAAAACGGCCAUGGGCAACUUUGUCCGAAGCAUGGCAGCGUAUUCUCUCGUAUGCUACAUCCUCCGCAUCAAGGAUCGGCACAACGGCAAUAUCAUGUUGGACGCAGACGGGCACUUGAUCCACAUUGACUACGGGUUUAUGCUGGGCAUCCAGCCGGGCGGACGCUUCAGCUUGGAGCGGCGCGUGCCGUUCAAGCUCACGUCGGAAAUGGUGGACGCGAUGGGCGGCACGCAGAGCGAGUACUUUCGCGAGUAUGUCACGCUGUUGAUCCAGGGGUUCUUGGCGUUGCGGCAAAAUCAAAACGUCGACACGAUUUUGAUGAUGAUUGCCAUCAUGGCGCGCAACUCGAGCUGCCCGUGCUUUUUGAACCGGAAUCCCCAGGACAUUUUGAACCAAACCAAGGCGCUGUUUGCACUCGACCUGACGACGGACCAAGUGAUUCCCCACGUGAUGAAGCUCGUGCGCCUCAGUCUCAACAGCUUUGGCUACCGACGGUACGAUCAAUUCCAGCACAUGACGAACGACAUUUUGCCGUAAUAUAAUAUCAAGUCCCGUUGCUGCCAGAGGUCCCUUCGCCAUCGGUCUCUUUGUACGCGCUGCAGAGCGUCCCGUCCAUGGAAUAGAUUGUCGGGUACUGGUACGCCACCAUCGCCCACUGGUCGACCGACACGAUGAGGUCGGUGGCGGCAAACCGACUCAAGAUCGUGUGGUGCAUCGAGUCGAGCGUGACCGUUGGAAACAGGUCCACCGUGGCUGGCACACGGAGCUCGCACUGCUCGGACACAACCAUCGCGCUGCUGCUUGAGUUGUCAAAUCGCGUAAAGACCACUUGCACGCAAUCGACGGCGGUCGGAGCGGACGUAGCCGGAUCGAUACACGAAGCUCGGUGGACAAGCACCCCGUACGUCGACACGUUCGACAUGGCGCUGUGACUCGAGAGUCCCGGAACUGGAAUUUGAAGCGAGUGAGCGAGAAUCAUGCCCGACUUGGAGUACACUCCAAUCUACACCGACGGACUGAGCUACGUGGACAGCACUGCAGGAAGAAGC
Molecule: messenger RNA, 4820 nt
Organism: Aphanomyces invadans
Lineage: Eukaryota; Oomycota; Saprolegniomycetes; Saprolegniales; Verrucalvaceae
Product: Atypical/PI3K/PI4K protein kinase
Exons: 9
Coding region: 28-4308 (1426 amino acids)
Biological process (GO): phosphatidylinositol-mediated signaling; phosphatidylinositol phosphate biosynthetic process
Cellular component (GO): cytoplasm; membrane
Molecular function (GO): metal ion binding; 1-phosphatidylinositol 4-kinase activity
Source: RefSeq, a predicted model, not a curated record